This is a messenger RNA of Propithecus coquereli (Coquerel's sifaka), 2025 nucleotides long. It is a transcript of the gene LGI4, whose product is annotated as leucine-rich repeat LGI family, member 4. Bases 274 to 1887 code for a protein of 537 amino acids. The transcript is spliced from 9 exons. The record is from RefSeq and is a predicted model, not a curated record. Gene Ontology annotation, molecular function: protein binding. Lineage: Eukaryota; Metazoa; Chordata; Mammalia; Primates; Indriidae. Gene Ontology annotation, biological process: myelination in peripheral nervous system; neuron maturation.
CAGAGACAGAGACAGAGACAGAGAGAGAGGGAAACAGACCAACUCACAGAGUUAGAACACAAAGAGACACAAAGAGACGGAGAGAAAGAGAAACAGAGAAUUAGACGCCAGCGAGACACAGGGAGACCAGACUGAGAGGAGGCCCUAGAAGGAGGAGAGGAGGAGACGCCAGGGCCGGGCCAGCGGGCGGAUGGAGGGGCGCCCGGCAGAGACGUAGCGGCAGGUGGGCCGGGCCGGGCGGGCAGAGAAGCAGCUGCCUCAGCCCGGUGGGGGAUGGGAGGGGCAGGCGCUCUGCUGCUGCUGCUGGCUGGGGCGGGGAUGGGGGUGGCCUGGAGACCCCCGAAAGGCAAGUGUCCUCUGCGCUGCUCCUGCUCCAAAGACAGUGCCCUGUGCGAGGGCUCCCCGGACCUGCCCGUGAACCUCUCCCCGACCCUGCUGUCGCUCUCCCUCGUGAGGACAGGAGUCACCCAGCUGAAGGCCGGCAGCUUCCUGCGGACACCGUCACUGCACCUGCUCCUCUUCACGUCCAACGCCUUCUCCGUGAUUGAGGACGACGCGUUUGCCGGCCUGUCCCACCUGCAGUACCUCUUCAUCGAGGACAACGAGAUCGGCUCCGUCUCCAAGAACGCCCUCAGGGGACUCCGCUCCCUCACACACCUAAGCCUGGCCAAUAACCGUCUGGAAGCCCUCCCCAGAUUCCUGUUCCGAGGCCUGGAGACCCUGACUCACGUGGACCUCCGCGGGAACCCGUUCCAGUGUGACUGCCGUGUCCUCUGGCUGCUGCAGUGGAUGCCCACCGUGAACGCCAGCGUGGGGACCGGGGCCUGCGCGGGCCCCGCCGCCCUGGCCCACAGGCAGCUCCGCCACCUCGACCCCGAGACGUUCAAGUGCAGAGCCAUAGAGCUGUCCUGGUUCCAGACGGUCGGGGAGUCGGCGCUGGGCGUGGAGCCCUUCUCCUACCAGGGGGAGCCCCACGUCGUCCUGGCCCAGCCCUUCGCCGGCCGCUGCCUGGUUCUCUCCUGGGACUACAGCCUGCAGCGCUUCCGGCCUGAGGAAGAGCUGUCCGCGCCGUCGGUGGUGUCCUGCAAGCCGCUGGUGCUGGGCCCCAGCCUCUUCGUGCUGGCCGCCCGCCUGUGGGGAGGCUCUCAGCUGUGGGCGCGGCCCAGCCCCGGCCUGCGCCUGGCUCCGACGCAGGCCCUGGCCCCGCGGCGGCUGCUGCGGCCCAACGACGCCGAGCUCCUGUGGCUGGACGGGCAGCCCUGCUUCGUGGUGGCCGACGCCUCCAAGGCGGGCAGCACCACGCUGCUGUGCCGUGACGGGCCCGGCUUCUAUCCGCGCCAGAGCCUGCACGCCUGGCACCGGGACACGGACGCGGAGGCCCUCGAGCUGGAUGGCCGGCCCCACCUGCUGCUGGCCUCGGCCUCCCAGCGGCCCGUGCUCUUCCACUGGGUGGGCGGCCGCUUCGAGAGGCGCACAGACAUCCCCGAGGCCGAGGAUGUCUACGCCACACGCCACUUCCAGGCCGGUGGAGAUGUGUUUCUGUGCCUGACACGCUACAUCGGGGACUCCAUGGCCAUGCGCUGGGACGGCUCCAUGUUCCGCCUGCUGCAGCGACUUCCGUCCCGCGGCGCCCACGUCUUCCAGCCUCUGCUCGUUGCCAGGGACCAGCUGGCCAUCCUGGGCAGCGACUUCGCCUUCAGCCAGGUUUUCCGCCUCGAGCCUGACAAGGGGCUCCUGGAGCCGCUGCAGGAGCUGGGGCCGCCGGCCUUGGUGGCACCCCGCGCCUUUGCCCACGUCACCGUGGCCGGCAGACGCUUCCUGUUUGCUGCUUGCUUCAAGGGCCCCACGCAGAUCUACCAGCAUCACGAGAUCGACCUCAGUGCCUGAGACCCUGGACGCGGCGCCGGGGACUGGCCUAGGGCGUCUUAGGCUCUGGACGCUUCCGUGGCCGGCCUCCAGGCCAGGUCCUGCAAGAUACUGACCGCAGGCCAAGGUCGUCCGCCACAGGUCUAGGCCUUGGCCCAC